Messenger RNA from Cantharellus anzutake, 1132 nucleotides. RefSeq lists its product as uncharacterized. The coding region runs from base 152 to 955 and encodes 267 amino acids. The transcript has 3 exons. Lineage: Eukaryota; Fungi; Basidiomycota; Agaricomycetes; Cantharellales; Hydnaceae. The record is from RefSeq and is a predicted model, not a curated record.
AGGAUAAGUCAUCCCGUUCUCGAUUCGGGCGAGCCAGUUUGCUCCCCCUCCCCCCUCCCACCCUCCUCUCUUAUCUCCUUGGUGCCCCUUGUUCUUCAUCUCCUUUCCCAAGUCCACCAUCCCGUACUCUUCAGGAAGGGAAGAGUCAGAAAUGUCACUCAAUAAAUCAUCUUCUACACGUCGAGCAUCACGAUCGCAGCAAGAACAAAGACGUCUAUCCCACCCCGAACGCUUAUCCCAACCAUCCGCGGACUCCUUCGAUGCAACGUUAUGGAAUCUCAAUCUUGCCUCAUCCGCCUCACGCUCCGCGCAACCGCCGAACAGUACUACGCCAUUAACGACUCCUGAACCCGUCGUUGGCGGUACCAAUACUACAUCUACCACAUCCCAACCAUCCAUCACCAUUCAAUACACCCUCUCGAGUACAUCCCUCCUCAACACAACCGUCGCCAAUCCUGCAGGCAGGAUAUUGUAUAUUAUCGAUACGAAACCACGCAAUCGGUAUGAUAAGAUAUUAACGUGUGGAUGGAGUAAGACGUCCAGAACGACCAUCUCGAGGGUUGCACUGGCAGGUGUGACGGAAGAGAUUGCGAGUGUUGAAUGGAAAGUUGUGAGGAGGGAUGUGGUCAAGUUUUUCGGGAAGAGGGAGAUGGAUGUGGACGAAUUUUUGCCGAGGGAGCCUAGGUCGAGGAGGCGGUUCCUGGAUACGACAGAGGGGAGAUGGACGUGGACUAACGGGAAGGAUGGACAAUUUGAGGUGAGUUUGAGAGCUCUCUUAAUUCACACGUUUCCACGCUACUGCGCCUUCUCGCGACCCGACUGCGGUCCCGCAGGUGGUGGAGCAACUAUGUGGUCCGGAAAUGGGAAUAACGUUACUCAUGUUUAUUUUUUCUUCCUUUCUCGGUUUUUCUCCGCCGUUACCUGCGUUUGCGCUCGCCAUAUUUUUGUUGUCUAACAGUUACUCGAUUCAUCUGGAACGGUCGUCGCACGGUGGAUCAAGGCUCGUCGGAAGAGACUGCUGUCGAGAAGUUCGCGGCCCAUAUAUUCGUCGCUUUCAAAUGAUUCAGAGGGGGAAGACAUUGAGGGCGUUGAGGGCGCGGGGACCCGCAGCAGCAACAUGGGGCUACGCUAG